UAUUAAAGAUAUCCAGAUUUUUGCUGCCGUCAAAUAUAAAAGUGAUGUUAAAUAUCAUUUUAUUUAUAAAAAUAAUGAACUCAAAUCAGUGUUCUAUUCUUAUCUAUUUCUAUUCUAUGCUAACAAUAUCUGGCAGAUAAACCAUUUUCAAUUUAAUUAAUGUUUAUAAUUAGUAAUUAUUUAGUUAUACAGUAUUUCUAAACAGAUGCAAUUUAAAUACAUUUAAAGAGUAAUGAAUUUAUAUCACAGAAAUCUAUCGGUAUUUGCCGUAGAGUCUGACCAGGAAAAUGGCCGAAUUGAGUGACGCGUUUAAGUCGACCAGUAAUCGGACGUUUGAGAACGAAGACAAACUGCCGUCACUGCCGGUGCCUCAGCUCAGGUCCACUUUAGGCCAUUACUUGGAAACCGUGCGACCGGUGGUCACCGAUGAAGAGUACGAGAAAACUGAGGCCAUUGUUCGCAACUUUGAGUACGGAGUGGCCAUUCAUUUGCAGCAAAAGCUCGUUAAGAGAUCAGAAGAGCGCAAGAAUUGGUUGGAGGAGUGGUGGGAAGACGUGGCAUAUCUGCGACAAAGGCAUCCAUUGAUACCGUUCUCAAACAUGACGGGCUCUCAGCCCAACAUUCAUUUCUGGCCCAUUCAGACGGGCACUCGUAUCGAGCGGUUGGCGCUAAUCAUUAGUUUUCGAUUGCAAUUCUGGCAACUCAUCAGAAAAGAACAAUUACAACCAGUAAUUCACAAACCAAUGGAACCCUUGGCUAUGAAUCAGUUUCGCCGACUUUUCAAUACGUGCCGACUUCCCGGCCAAACAAAGGACUUAUUAUUGACUUGUUUUAAAACGGAAUCUGAAGGCCCGACGGCUCCGACUAACCUAAUAGUCCUCUACAGAGGAUAUGUGUUUAGCUUUGAUUUGACACUAAAUGACAAUCUCUUGAACGCCUAUGAAAUUGACCACCAGUUGAGAUACAUCGAGGACUGGUGUCAACGACAGCUCAACGCCGGUCCCGGUGUCGGCGCUCUUACCACCACUGAUAGAACUAAAUGGGCUCUAAAUCGCGAGUAUUUGAUUCAAUUGAAUUCCAAAAACAAGAAAACUUUAGACACAAUCGAGUUGUCAAUGUUUUGCGUGACUUUGGAUGACAAUCAACCCGUCACUCAGGAUCAGAUUAUACGUGAGGCACUUUUAGGUGACUGCUGUGAGAACCGUUGGGCCGACAAAUCUUACUCCAGUAUCGCUUAUAUUAAUGGAAAUUUUGGCGAUAAUUCCGAACACACCUCAUUUGAUGCGAUGGUUGUGGCCAUCAAAGUCCAAUACAUACAAAUGUCAAUCAAUGAAUGUCAAGGCGUUUACAUUGGAAGCAAAACAAUGAGAGCCCUCCCGGAGCCGGUGUUGCUUCACUUUAAACUCGACGCCAAAUUGUGCGAAGAGAUCGCAAUCGCAAAGUUUAAUCACAUAAAUAGAUGCAAAACAUUAGAAAUCACAUUUAAAGUGUUUGCAGAAUACGGCCGAUCCGUGUCAGCUAAACACCGCAUACAUCCCGAGGCCUACAUCCAAAUGGCCAUUCAAUUGGCUUACUAUCGCACACACGGCAAAGCGGCGCCCACUUAUUGCACGGCUGGCACUCGCAGGUUUUACCAUGGUCGCACCGAGACGUGGCGAUCGUGUGUGGCAGAAAACGUUGCAUUUGCCAAAGCCGUCACCGACGGCACCAAUAAUGAGAGCCAAUUGUACGCUAUGAUGAUCAAAGCGGGUGAAAAGUUACGACAAACAAUGGUUAACGCGUGUAACGGUCGCGGAUGCGAUCGACACCUACUCGGCCUCUAUCUGACAGCCGUGGAGAACGGGAUGGAAGUGCCGGAGCUCUACGCCGACACGUCGUACACACGGAGCGGAGGGAACGACAACUUUGUGUUGUCGACCAGUUGUGUCGGUUAUGGGAAUAUAUGCAGAUGUGUGCCACCGAUGGUAGAGAACGGGUACUCAUUCUUCUAUGGCAUAGAACCGCAUCAAUACUCGUUCACUAUAUCCUCGUAUAAGAGUUGUGGCGAAACGAGCGCUCAAUUACUACAACAUAAUCUGCAUUCGGCUCUCAUUCAGAUGAGACAUAUACUCGACUCUCAGAAAUAUCAAUCAUGAGUACAGUAUUUCUAACCACAAUAUAUUUAUAUACCCUAAAAACCCACAGAUACGCCGCGGCUUAUCUGAUGAAAAAAGUGCAUUUUAUGAAUAAGUUAGCGAAUCGGCUUAUCUGUGGGUUUGGCUUAUUUAUGGGCAUAUUUAAUAAUAAAAUAUGUCAAUUAAAAACAAUUUUGAUUUAAAAUUUAAAUAAUCAUAUUUAUUAAGAUAGUUUAAUUGCAAAUACCGUCAAUUUAGGGUUUAUUUAUGG
Messenger RNA from Medioppia subpectinata, 2385 nucleotides. Lineage: Eukaryota; Metazoa; Arthropoda; Arachnida; Sarcoptiformes; Oppiidae. The record is from the annotation of a GenBank genome assembly.